GGAGCGCGGCUACACGGGUCAAUGAUAUAAGAAUAAGGAGAGGAGUUCAAAGUUAGAGGCACUCCCUCCUCGGCUGCAAGGCACAGCUGGGAGCGUGAGGGGCAGACGGGCUUCUGGGAGUGAGCAAGCAACUGAGCCGAAGAAGACAGCUAUGGAAUAUGUAACUGUUGCGGAUAAAGGUUCUGAGGUGUUUAAAAUAGAGGUGCUAAUGAAUGGAAGAAAACACUUUGUUGAGAAAAGGUACAGCGAGUUCCAUGCCUUGCACAAAAAGCUUAAGAAAUGUAUCAAGACUCCAGAAAUCCCUUCUAAGCACGUCAGGAACUGGGUCCCCAAAGUCCUGGAGCAGCGGCGGCAAGGCCUGGAAACAUAUUUACAGGCUGUCAUUUUGGAAAACGAAGAACUUCCCAAACUCUUCCUUGAUUUCCUCAACGUGAGACACUUGCCCUCUCUCCCAAAGGCAGAAAGCUGUGGAUCUUUUGAUGAGACGGAAUCUGAGGAGUCGAGCAAGCUGUCCCACCAGCCGGUGCUGCUGUUCCUCGGGGAUCCAUACGUCUUGCCUGCAGCCAGCGAUUUCCCAAAUGUGGUCAUCGAAGGGGUUCUUCAUGGAAUAUUUUACUCUCAUCUACAGCCCAGGUAGAGACCCUACCCGACCGGAAGAAGCUGAAGUGAGCUUCAGUGUCAAGGGCAAGAAAAUCGAUCUCUCUACCGACUUAACUGAAGCUCCAUGACACAAUAGCUCUAGGUAGUGGGGAAAUUCACAGUCCUAGCUUCCUUCAGAACAGGGACAUUUCUAUUAGAAUGGUGCUUUUAAAAUUAGAAACUGAACCAGGGCAGCGUCAGUUCAAGGCUAAUGGUUUGAGUGAAAGGGAGACUCCAACGUGGGAAGUCAGGACGAGGAGGCCACAGUGGAGCACGGUGGACACUCAGGAGCACCGAGUGUCACCAGACAGAGGCAGCCGCUGUCCCAGUUGCACCGUCUGCUAAUUGGAAAUCAGAUCCGGAGUCAUGCUGACACUGAGCAACUUUGGUGGCCUUCUGUUCAGACCGUGACAACACCCGUCUUUACACCAUGAGAUUUUCUCAGCGGGGGAUACUGUAUUCAGGGAUGUUGGCAUCAGAGGAGAGUCCUGGGACCCACUGUGCUAAGUGUGAGGGAAAAAAACCAGACUGGAAAUUUGGUUAUGUUGGCAGUAGGAUACAUUGAAGAACAGAACGCAUUUUAGUUUCCAUUACCCUGGGGUUCCCUCCCAGCGACAGGUUAGCUUCCCGCAUCAGUGUUUGAGAUGAAAUGGGGUGUUGGCACAAUCCUUGAGAGUCCUCUGGAAAGACACUACACCGGAAGUCUGGCCUCCCAUUUUUUUCCUCUAGUAUUGGAAAGUAUGAGUGCUCCUCUGAAGACCAGCUGGCGCCCUGAUGAAGUCCCAGAGGCCGUUACAUAUAGAAAGUACACACUUUAAACACUAGAGUCACACUGCAAAGUCCUUGUGCCAGCGGGAGUCAGAUGUGAGUUGAAAGAGGUUGCAGCAGGAGCAGAUGGACUGUUUGUGUCUGGGUUUCCUCCAUGGUGUACAUUCAUGGUAUUGCCACAGGCUUCUCUGCGGUUGGUGGUUCUCUUCACUGACAUCAUGUAUGGAUUAACGUGAUUUAGAUGUUUGAUGCUGUCUCUCCACUGGAUGUCACACAGAUGGUCAUCUUUUGCUUAGUGACAGAGCAGGAGUGUAUGUCCUACCUGAGAAUAUGUGCUGAUGAACAGCCUACUUGUGGGUAUGAAUUUUCAUAAAUUUAAAUGUUGGAGAAAAUAUUUACAAUUGAAAGUACCAUGUCAUGAAUUUUUUAUUAGAGUCUAAACCUACAGAUAGCCUGCUGCAAACUUUUAAAGAUACGUUUUUAUGAUUGAUUGUGUAAUUAUGGUAGAAAUAAAGUAAUCAAGUGAAAAUUAACUAAAUGGUGAAGUAUUAGAGAUACUUUUUAAAAUGUUUUUAUGUUCCUAGCUAUUUUGAGUUAAAUAAAAACAAAUGAAAGUAA
This is a messenger RNA of Peromyscus californicus insignis, 2025 nucleotides long. It is a transcript of the gene Snx24, whose product is annotated as sorting nexin 24. Gene Ontology annotation, molecular function: phosphatidylinositol phosphate binding. The record is from RefSeq and is a predicted model, not a curated record. NCBI's taxonomy places the organism in Eukaryota, Metazoa, Chordata, Mammalia, Rodentia, Cricetidae. The transcript has 8 exons. The coding region runs from base 152 to 637 and encodes 161 amino acids.